Liolophura sinensis is the source of this 1702-nucleotide messenger RNA. RefSeq names its product 2-aminoethanethiol dioxygenase-like. Gene Ontology annotation, molecular function: oxidoreductase activity, acting on single donors with incorporation of molecular oxygen, incorporation of two atoms of oxygen. Gene Ontology annotation, cellular component: mitochondrion. Lineage: Eukaryota; Metazoa; Mollusca; Polyplacophora; Chitonida; Chitonidae. Bases 1 to 735 code for a protein of 244 amino acids. The transcript has a single exon. The record is from RefSeq and is a predicted model, not a curated record.
AUGGCUACUCUGAUUCAGAGAGUAGCGCAGCACGCUUACCGGACAUUUGCCCGGGAUUUAACAGAUACCAGUGACAGUCUUUUCCAAGAAAAUAUCGCGUUCUUGGGUUCUUUGUUAAGCCGUGUAACAGCUAAGGACGUGAACUUUGACAGAAACCUCGUGUUAAACGAACAGCCCGUGUCGGUAAAGACUGGCGUAGCGCCAGUUACGUACAUUCAUUUAUGGGACGGUGACGUCUUUUCCAUGGGUAUUUUCGUAUUGAAAAGAGGAGCUCGCCUUCCUCUCCACGAUCAUCCGGGCAUGUUUGGACUGUGUAGAGUUAUCUAUGGUUCUGUCAGAGUCAGGAGUUACAGUCAGGUCGAGGGUGUAAGUCCCCAUGGUAACGAAGCUUUCCGCAGACUGCGGGAAUUAGGAAUGUUGAGAGAAGCGAAGAAACAUGUGGACAAAGUCGUUUCUGAAGAUGACAGUUGUGUUGUCCUGACGCCGUCCGAAGGAAACAUUCAUGAAAUAACCACCGAGUCCGGCCCGGCAGCUUUCAUUGACAUUUUAGCCCCACCUUACGAUGAGAGACAUGGGGCCCGGCGGUGUAACUAUUUUCGAGACAGAGGUCCUCUGGCGGAAGGUCAAGACGAGAGACUUGUUGUCUUAGAGCAGGUGUCUCAGCCUAUCGAUUAUUGGUGUGACUCGGCUUUUUACCUAGGCCCUACAAUAAACCCCUACCCCUCGGGGACCUGACGAUGAUGACAUGCUGUACUGUAUCAUUAAAACUUUAAUUUAUUUAGACUUUAGAUUCAUUUAAAGUUCGCACCAAUCGUGACUGACCAGAUAUGUGUAAAUGCUUGACGCUGCUCGAUUAACACGAAGAGGUCAUCAAGAGGUCAUCAGUGGAGUUUAACUUUACUAAUGUUGUAAAUUUUUGUUAGCAAAAGUUUUUCAGCAAAAGUGAUUCGAAUUAAUGGUAAAUUUUUUCCGUGCUUUUAAAGAUCAAAGCCAGCUGUGCUCAUGAGUGUGUAUAUGGGACUGUGAAACAUGCCGCAGACUUUAUUGAAAGAGACAAAAUAGUUUUUUUUUUGUUAACAAAUUUUUGUUAGCAAAAGUUUUUCAGCAAAAGUGAUUCGAAUUAAUGGUAAAUUUUUUCCGUGCUUUUAAAGAUCAAAGCCAGCUGUGCUCAUGAGUGUGUAUAUGGGACUGUGAAACAUGCCGCAGACUUUAUUGAAAGAGACAAAAUAGUUUUGAUGUAAAAAUGGUUGUUGUUAGCUACAUCUGUAAUCAAUCUGACAACGGGAGUGGUUGGCGCUGUUGUUUUGAGGCUGCUGGAUGAAUGUGAAAAGUGAAAUCUGAGAUGGUUAGCAUAUAUUUAAAUGAUGCAAUGUUGUGCCUAGAUCUGUUUUAAGAUGUGUGUUGUCAGCUAGCAUUCUGAUUGCACAUGCAUUUGAGUGCUGCCAUAUUUAAUUCAUACUUAAUGAGAGAAAUUUUUUCAUCCCUGAUAUCUGGAGCCAAAAUCUUAACAUGUAGUGUUUAAAUCCAGCUGCUCUACUUACUUAGCUGACAAAAUGUAGAGACAAAUUAUCCAAUGCUGUAUUUGUUGCCUCAAGGACUAAGCAUAUUCCGAAUAUUGUCAGUGAACUUAUAAAUGUUGUCCAUCCAUUACCUUUAUGAUUAUCUGUAUAGGCAAAUAAAUAAUGUGUCAGUAAAAUAUAAA